GGGACGACUAUGGAGGGACGGACAGGAAGUCCAGGGUUAUUUACAUCGAUGUUUACUAAAGAACUUAUGGCACACACUUUAUGACACAUGAAAUACUCCCCACUCCCACAUUAGAGAAGAAUUAUAAUUAAAGAAUUAUUUCUUACAUCUUUGGCGAUUGUUAAACUUCAUUUGGUUGUUUUACGAUGUCUUUUCAUUGCUUCCAAUCUGCAGUAUGUUCAGGGAUGGUCUAAAUGUCUUUGUGCCUCUCUUUGUCUCUGUGUCUCUUACUGUCUUUGUCUCUGUGUCUCUUACUGUCUUUGUCUCCGUGUCUCUUACUGUCUUUGUCUCUGUGUCUCUUACUGUCUUUGUCUCUGUGUCUCUUACUGUCUUUGUGUCUCUCUGCCUUUUAUUGGCACUUCAUGCUUUGUGGCUCCAUGUUGAUAUCUGGCCCCCUAAAGGCUUUUGGCGUUUUCUUGCCUAAAGAACAGACAACAAACGGCCAAGAGUCUCCCUUUCUUGUGGACUAUUUUCAGCAGCGGAUUGUGUCCGACUGCACAACAAAGUGUGCACGUGUUCACAAACACGUCUGAUUCAUGUGAUCUGCACACCUGACACCAUCCCAAACUGUGUGUGAUGCUCCUGAUCAACACAACAAAUGAAGUCCAGCAGGUGGCAGCAGGCGGACACGACGAACCGGACGCUCGUCACAGAAAAACUGUCUGAGCAUGCGCAGGAACCCGGAAGUGCACCGAGUAAACAACCGAGCGAGCUUCUUCUCGUUCUCCGCCGUCUGCUCACAUGUCCCAGAUCGAGAUGCUGAGGCUGCUCAUCACGCAGCGGCUCACCGCCGCCGCGGAGGAGAUCUUCGGCGUGUUCGGAAGAACCAUCGCCGACUACGAGGAGAAGAUUUCCCGCUCCGAGCUGGAGAUCUCCCGCCAGCGACGGCUGCUGGACCUCACGAGGAAGCCGCGUGUCUCUGUGCGGACGGCUGUCUGCGAGCAGCAGGACUGGAGCUCCGGUCUCAGUGAUGCCGAGCCUCCUCCCAUCAAGGAGGAGCAGGAGGAGGAGGAGCUGUGGCCGGCUCAGAGGGAGGAGCACAACGACGUUAAGUUCUCCUUCUCCCCGGGCAGCGGCGCUGGAGACGGGCGGCUCGGCGACGAGGAGCCCUCCUCGCCUUCGGGGCUGCAGGACCCGGGCGACUCCGAGCCGGACCCCCUGCCCGGCCCCUCGGUCCAGCAGCCCCUCCCCGACGUCCAGGGUGUGGUUCCGGGGAAUGAUGUGGUGGACUCCUACAUCUGCACUAUCUGCGGGCGCGCCUUCGCGCAGCGAGCCCACUGGGCCAAGCACGCGCAGGCGCACCGCGGGGGGGGCGGGGCCAAGGCGGACAAGUCGUACACCUGCGACAUCUGCGGGAAAAGACUGACGCGCUUCGACGGCUACCAGAAGCACCUGAGGAUCCACACGGGGGAGAAACCCUACCGCUGCUCGCACUGCGGCCGCCGCUUCAGCGACAACUCCAACUACAAGAGGCACGUCCGCACGCACGAGGGGGCGGAGACGGGCUGAGGGGCGGGGCCUCAGGGGGUCCUGCCCCUCCUCCUGCUGCUCCUCCCCCUCCGUCAGUCACAAUGAAUCCUCUACCUAAGGUGAUGUUUUGUGGCGUCGACUCGCUUUGUUUUUAUAAUCAGACGAACUGAAGCCGGUCCGGAGGAGGAGGAGCAGCAGGAGGAGGAGGAGGAGGAGGAGGAAUAUAUAUCAUUUUUCUAUUUUCCACACAACACCUCACAGAUGCAUCCAACAUAACCCGACAGUCUGCUUCCACUUACAUUCUCCUUAGCCCCCCCCCAGCCGAACGGGAGAUACUGUAAAACUUAAUGGCCGACCAGCAGUGAGUAACCGUGGCGACGAUGCUUCCACCAGAGCCUCCGGUAACCCUGGACACCAGACCAGAUAUUUGAGGGAUUAUCGUCCUGUGGUGAACUUUGACCUUCAGUACCACACUAACGGUGGAAAUCAAUCAUUCUUCCACUCAAAGAUUCAACUGAUUUGUGUUUUUAGUUACGUUAACUGAAAUAAGCAACUGAGAAUUUUCUAUGAAACUGUCCUACUUUUUUACAUAUUAAAAUAAACUCAACAGCG
This is a messenger RNA of Pungitius pungitius (ninespine stickleback), 2121 nucleotides long. RefSeq names its product zinc finger protein 771-like. The coding region runs from base 781 to 1548 and encodes 255 amino acids. The record is from RefSeq and is a predicted model, not a curated record. Lineage: Eukaryota; Metazoa; Chordata; Actinopteri; Perciformes; Gasterosteidae. Gene Ontology annotation, molecular function: chromatin insulator sequence binding. The transcript has 3 exons. Gene Ontology annotation, biological process: regulation of transcription by RNA polymerase II. Gene Ontology annotation, cellular component: chromosome.